Molecule: messenger RNA, 888 nt
Organism: Prorocentrum cordatum
Lineage: Eukaryota; Dinophyceae; Prorocentrales; Prorocentraceae
Source: the annotation of a GenBank genome assembly
AGGAGGCCGCGCCGGGGGGUUGUCGAGCGCGCGCGGUUUCGGCGCGGCGCUCCCCCUCGCGCUGGGGCGCCUUGCCGCAAUCCCGCCUACGGCCCCCGGACGCGCUGGGCGCUGGCUGCGCUGGCGGCGUGCGUGCAGGUGCACCGGCUGCCGGCGCAGGACUACUCGGACAUCUGCCGGCACGAGGAUGACGCCAACGUCUCUGACGCUUCGGAGCUCGCGGACGGCACGCAGGAGUUCAGGAUCAUAGACGCGAACAACACCCAGAGGUGGUUCUACCGCAACUUCAACGUUACGACCUUCAACACCGCGGAGGAUUACAGAAACGUGAUAUUCAACCUGGAGCCAUGCGUCGGAUCCGUCCUCCUGAUGGUGAGGAAGACGCGCAGGUGUUAUCCGAACCCUUACAGCUGCAUAGACCUCGGCUCGGACACCAGGAACAGCGCGGACUGCCAGUGGGUCCCGCCGGCAUGUGCUGCCCUUGCCGCGCCGCGGCCGCGGCCGGCGGCGGCCGCGGCAGCGCCCGCGGCAGCGCCCGUCGGGGACAUCGAAAGUCGGGGCGCGGUUCAUUUCAUGACCGAGAUAGAUGGCAGCCAGGACGGAACGCCGACAUUUUUUGAGGUCCCUCACACCUCAACCAAGUAUUUUAUCUCAGUUUACGCGACCGAGAACUCCGCAUACACGCUUACGGUGAUCGCCGACAUCGGCGCAUUCCCACGCCCCGGCGGGGACGGCAAGAUCGCUGCCGAGCAGUCGGCUUCGAUGCAGGUGAAGCUCUCCUGGGACGCUGCCUACUACAGUCCAAUAGGCCCUCACGCUGCUUUCCGCGCACAUGGGAUCUCUGCUAUCUUGCUGGCGUCGUCCCUUUCUCUGCGUUGCAGUCUUCCC